AUGUCGAAUGAUAUAAUAAUAAGUUCACCUACUACUAUCACAGCAGUGAAUGAAAAUAGUACAAAAGCAGGUUUAGCUAUAAAAAAUCGACUUGACCAAGGCAAAGUAAUACUACAUGACGCUUUUGCAAACAUGGAUCGAGGCACAUUAUUACGUGCUGUUAUUGUACUUGCUGGUAUUACAUGUCUCAUUUUAAUGUACAUUGGAAUAAAAACAUUUUUUUUACGUAAAAAACGUCAACCAAAACGAUAUACAUUGAUUACUGAUCCAGGUACGAUGGCGGAACCUCUCUUCGGUGCUCAUGAUGAUGAAGAUGAAAUUGAAGAUGAUACAUUAUUUGUACGAAAAUAA
Molecule: messenger RNA, 351 nt
Organism: Rotaria sordida
Lineage: Eukaryota; Metazoa; Rotifera; Eurotatoria; Philodinida; Philodinidae
Source: the annotation of a GenBank genome assembly